CAAGAGCAUCCCAGAUUCCCAACUGGUGAGCCAACCGAAGCCGGCAGCUGCAGAAUCGGACUAAGCCAGAGCGGCCGGUACCAAGUCUGCCAGAGACAGGUCUCCCCUCUUCCACCAUUCAUCAUCAGCCUUGCGCUCUGGGGCAGACUCGACAUGCUGGGCACAGGGCACCCGAAGAAGAGUCCUCCCAGCUCUCCUAUCUCGACCAUAGUAGGGCGACCGACCCGUGGACGCUCUCUCCCCACUAUUCAAUGAAGGGAUUCACCCUGCGAUCACAGCCGUCUCGGCCGCCUCCGCCGUUCAAUCCUGUCGUCGAAGCAUGGCUUGACUCGCUGCCCCCGCCAUGUGCGGCUCCCUCGUCAAAGGAGCUCCGACAGUGGCGGCUCAGCAACUACCACGGCCUCGGAAGGAACGUCUUCGUCACCUGCCUCGUUCUCCGGGCCGUGUCGUUGGUUAUCGCUGUCUCAGUCACCGGCACCAUUGCCUCCGUUGUAGUCAACAGACACAGCCCGUCCGGUGUCUACAACGGGCUUAUACCCGUUCUGGUGGUGUGUCCCACCGUUGCGCUCUGGAACACGGCCGAAUUCAUCGCCGCGUGCGUGCUCCUGGACGGGGGCAUAUGCCCAAACGUCCACGCAUUAGUCGAGGCCCUCCUCUUCUUCGGCAUGGCCACGGGAACGGGCAUGCUGCUGGUGGACGUUAUCUGCGGGCUCCAUGACUCUCCCACCACCUUUGAAUCGGCACCAGCGGAGAUUGCCAGCGUGUGCCUCUUGAUCGUAUUGAUGGUGAUCCACUCGUUCCUCCUGUUCUUCUUCAUUUGGAACUACGUCGAUGGCGUACGGAGAAGACCCAGUGCGCGCGAUGGCCGCCUCGAGACGACAGUUACAGCCUACCCUCAUAUCACUUCUGCACGGCAUGAUCCGGUACUGUCACAAGGCAAAGCAACUCCCUCGGCUUCUCCCGAGCCACAGAAACCUAACCACGUCACUACGACCGAGUUGGACAACAUCCCCAAACCCGCAGUUCUUCGAGGGGCCCUCCCACUACGGUCCCUACCGCGAUGCUCCCUGAAGAUGUGGAGGGGUGAGUCAGGAUGACCAGGUUAGCCCACACCCGCUGUUCGGACUAGAGGACAACGCAGUAGCCAGGGGAGCGUAGGAGGGAAGAGGACAGGCGAAUCCUAACGGAUUCGAAGUUUCCCGCGGGAAAACGAUGCAAGGGCCUUGUGCGACGGUGUCUGCGCACUUAAUGACUAGAUUGGGUUUUGCUUUAUGGCGUUCAUGAUAGGAUACCCCAAAUGCCAACUGUCUUUCUUUUUUCAAUGCCUAUCUUGACCCCCGGUAUGGAGUGAUUCUGGCUUUGCAACGGAGCUGGUUCUGUCCCAGAACAGAACUUCUCGGAAGCCUGCUUCAAACCUCGGAUUCU
Chaetomium strumarium is the source of this 1425-nucleotide messenger RNA. RefSeq lists its product as uncharacterized. Bases 252 to 1097 code for a protein of 281 amino acids. NCBI's taxonomy places the organism in Eukaryota, Fungi, Ascomycota, Sordariomycetes, Sordariales, Chaetomiaceae. The transcript has 3 exons. The record is from RefSeq and is a predicted model, not a curated record.